CCCCCCGGUUCAAGCAAGGGCUCCGCCUUCUGGCUCACCAUCGUCGCCGUCCUCGUCUGCACCUUCCUCGCUGCCCUCGACUUUUCUGUCAUCUCCACCGCACUUCCGACCAUCAUCUCCGACCUCGACGGCUCAGACAACUUCGUGUGGGUCUCCGCCGCGUACAACCUCGCGUCCGCGACGAUCCUCCCCUUGUGCGGCCAGCUUGCCGACGUCUUUGGCCGCCGCCCUGUGAUGUUCGUCGCAGUCACGCUUUUUUUCAUCGGCAGCGCGCUCUGCGGUGCGGCGAGGGACAUGUCGUGGCUCAUCGGCGCGCGCACUCUCCAAGGCAUUGGCGCCGGCGGAAUCGUGGGCCUCUCGUCAAUCAUCAUCUCCGACCUCGUCUUUCUCGCGGAACGCGGUGUUUACCAGGCCCUGUUAUCCCUCACCUGGGCUCUGGCUGCGGCGAUCGGUCCUCUCAUUGGGGCGGCGUUGACGGAGCACACCAGCUGGCGGUGGAUAUUCUAUGUGAACCUGCCGCUCGCCGGGGUGGCGAUGGCGCUCGUCAUUGUGUUCCUGAAGGUGCGCACGCCACCCGGAGCGAUGAUGGACAAGCUGCGCAAGAUCGACUUUGUUGGGAAUGCGAUCAUCGUGAUUGGGACGACGCUCGUGUUGCUCGCUCUGACGUGGGGAGGCAUCCGCUACUCAUGGUCCGACGCGCACGUUGUCGCGCCUUUGGUCCUCGGCAUCCUGAUCAUCGGCCUCUUCUUCCCCUUCGAGUACCUCCUCCAGGAGAAGCGCAUUCCGUUCCUGGAGCACACAGAGCCUACGUUGCCUGUCGACAUCCUUACCAACCGCACCAGCGUCGGAGGGUAUAUCGCAACGUUCUUUCACGGCAUUAUCAGCAUCUCUGUAAUCUACUACCUGCCCAUCUUCUUCCAAGCAUGUCAAAGCGCCAGCCCCGUGCGGUCAAGCACCAUGUUUUUUGCUUUCACGUUCGUCUGCCCGUUCCUAGCGGUCGUCAGCGGUGCCGUUAUCAAGAGCAUGAGCAAAUACCGCAUCAUGAAUUAUAUCGGAUGGGCUCUGAUUCUCAUCGGCCUCGGCCUCUAUACCACCUUUAAGGAGGACGCUUCGCCAGGGCAGUGGAUCGGCUUCACCAUCAUCGUCGCGGCUGGACUCGGUAUCAUCUGGGUCUCCGUCGUCUUCCCCAUCCUCGCCCCCAUCCCCGUCGCCCGCAGUGCCCGCGCGCUCGCCUUCUUCCAGUUCUGCCGCGCCUUCGCCCAGACCUGGGGCGUCACCAUCUCCGCGAACAUCGUCCAGAACGAGCUCAAGGCCCGCCUCCCCGCCGCGUUCCUCGCCGAGUUCCCGGGGGGCGUCGAGAUCGCCGUCGCCGCCGUCCCGCUCGUCAAGACGCUCCCGGAGCCGCUGCGCGCCGCCGUGCGCGCCGCGUUCGCCGCGAGCAUGGCGCGCGUGUGGGUCGCGAUGGUCGGCUUCGCCGCCCUGGGGGCACUCAGCGUGCUCCUGCUGCGCGAGGUGCCGCUCUCUACGGGCAUGGACGACACGUACGGGCUCGCGACGGACGCGGGUCGCUCGCUGAGCAGCGAGAGCGAGGGA
Messenger RNA from Epithele typhae, 1593 nucleotides. RefSeq names its product iron permease. The record is from RefSeq and is a predicted model, not a curated record. The transcript has 8 exons. Gene Ontology annotation, molecular function: transmembrane transporter activity. The annotation marks the transcript as partial. NCBI's taxonomy places the organism in Eukaryota, Fungi, Basidiomycota, Agaricomycetes, Polyporales, Epitheliaceae. Gene Ontology annotation, biological process: transmembrane transport.